UAAAACAAUUAGAAUCCAACACUAAAUCUGGGUACGUUAAGUAGUGAAGCAGGGAUAUUGGAGUUGAAAAUGAAUGACAGCUUGAAUGUGUCAGACAUGGAGGAUGAGGAGUGCUGGGUGCAGUUGGAGGACUAUAGGCUGCUGCUGAUAAAGACCAUUGAACCAUCACGUAUUACACCUUAUCUGCGGCAGUGUAAGGUACUCAGCAGUGAUGAUGAAGAACAGAUCUUUAAUGACCCUAACCUGGUCAUCCGCCGGCGCAAAGUAGGUGUAUUGUUAGACAUCCUGCAGAGAACUGGUCACAAAGGUUAUGUGGCAUUUCUGGAGAGCUUAGAACUGGACUAUCCACAUCUGUAUCGCAAAAUCACUGGAAAGGAGCCUGCUCGUGUCUUCUCUAUUCUUGUGGAUACAGCAGGUGAGACAGGACUUACACGGUUUCUCAUGAGUGAAGUGACAAGCCUACAGAAAGCCCUUCAGGAGGAGCGUUUCCACAGACAAGAGGUGUCUGCACAUGUGGCUGCACAGGAUGACACAAUUCGACAGCUGCAGAUACGGGAGAGUGAGUUGCGAAAACAGCAGGAACGUGUACAUCGCAUGCGAGAAGACCGAGACAAGUUUGCAGAAGAGGUAUGUCGCCUGAAGGAUGAGAACUAUGCCUUGCUGCGUGAUGUCACUAGGCUGAGCGAGGAGAAGAACAGUGCUCUCAUGUGCACCCGGGAUCUGCAGCUGGAGAUUGAAAAGCUCAAGCACAACCUGAUGAAUGCAGAGAGUGACUCAAAGAUCCAGCGCAAGCGGACUAUGACUCUAAAGAAUGCAAUGGAGCAGAGGCCAAGUCAGGACACGGUCUGGCAGAUUCAAAGACAGAAUGACCUGCUUAAAGCCCGUGUUCAAGAACUGGAGAGUUCUGUCCAGCAGCAUGCAACACAACCCACCCAAACAGGACAGGAGAGCGUGAACAUCCAGAGCUUGGAAGACUACAAGCAGCAAGCCCAGACAAAACAUCAGGAGCUAGUGAACAGCACCUACAUCCUGCAUAAGCAACUACGUGAGGCAGAGGAGCUGCGGGACAAGUAUCUGGAAGAGAAGGAUGUUCUGGAGCUGCAGUGUACAACUCUGGAGAAAGACUCAAAGAUGUAUCGGGAUCGCUUGGAAGACAUCUUGAAGCAGAUGGAUGAAGUGAUCAUGGAGAGAAACAAAGCCAUGAGCACCAGAGAGGUGUACCACCAGGAAAACUGCAAAAACCUUCAAGACAAAGAUCAGUAUCGGAAACAGAUUCGGGAACUUGGGGAACGAUGUGAUGAGCUGCAGAUCCAGCUGUUCCGAGCCCAAGGGGAGAUUAUUGCCAUGGAGACCAAGCUUCGCAGAGCUGGGCAGCACAUACCCAUUACUGUGACCUCUGACUUUGAGGAUGGCUCCUUGCAUAGCUGGCCAGAGCAGAAGAGCCAGACUAGUGAGGAGGAGUACAGGGAAAAGUGUGACAAAGGCCAGCUUCAUAGACCAGGGCAACUGGAGAAGGACUGUUUCCCAAUGGAGAAGAUUGUCCUAGAGGAAGAGCUGCCAGCCAAUGGCAGACCAAGAGGGAGGUGUAAUUUUCACUACAGGAGGAAGCGUGCACUGAGAACAAAGACCGCCUCAAAGGAAAAUCCACAAUAUGAGCUGUACAAUACCUCUGGAAGUGACAACUCAGACACAGAUUGCAUAUGA
Molecule: messenger RNA, 1704 nt
Organism: Megalops cyprinoides (Indo-Pacific tarpon)
Lineage: Eukaryota; Metazoa; Chordata; Actinopteri; Elopiformes; Megalopidae
Gene: card9
Product: caspase recruitment domain family, member 9
Exons: 12
Coding region: 70-1704 (544 amino acids)
Biological process (GO): regulation of apoptotic process; positive regulation of canonical NF-kappaB signal transduction
Source: RefSeq, a predicted model, not a curated record